ACUUCAGGAUGUACAUAUGAUAAUAACCUAUUUUUCAAGAAGAGUCAUAUUUUCCCCUUUCCUCUUCUUCAAUCGCCGUUCUUUCUUCAGUUCAAAGAACCAAUUUUUAUUUUUUUUUCUUCAAAGUUUUUCACAAUUUUUUUGUUACUGGUAACUUCCAUAGAUUUAUUUUUGCAUAGUUAAUUUCAUCAAAUACUGAAAGUUUCAGUUCUUAGCUGAAUCCAAUACUAAUUACAGUUUGAAAACAACAAUUUGAUAGGGCUUGAAGUUUCUUUGUGUUUUCUAAGUUAAGCUGAGCUCUCGCAUCGUCUUCAAAACUGUCCCGGGUGUAGAAUUUCUAAGCCAGAGUUAUCUAAGAUGCUUUCAAGAACUGCCAAAAUCCCGCUUGUGAGUUCACAUCCUGAGGUUUACGAACCAUGUGAUGAUUCAUUUGCAUUAGUCGAUGCAUUAUUAGCCGAUCGAACUAACUUAUUACAACACCAUCCUUCAAUUUGUAUGGAAAUUGGUUGUGGCAGUGGAUACGUUAUUACUUCACUUGCAGUUAUGCUUGGAGACGAAGAAUUUGUUCCAUACUAUAUAGCAACGGACAUUAACCCUCAUGCUAUAAAGGUGACUCGCGAGACCAUGGAUGCUCACGGGGUUUAUGCAGAGUUGGUAAACACGGAUAUUACAUCCGGACUUGAGAAGAGAUUGGCGGGGUCCGUUGAUGUGCUGGUUGUGAACCCUCCUUAUGUUCCUACGCCUGAAGACGAAGUUGGUUGUGAAGGCAUUAUGUCUGCGUGGGCUGGAGGGGAGAAUGGUCGAAGUGUUAUUGAUAAAAUACUGCCUGCUGCUGACAAUCUUUUGUCAGAUAGGGGCUGGUUAUAUAUGGUCACGCUUACUGCUAAUAACCCCUCGGAAAUAUGUCUUGAGAUGAGAAAGAAGGGUUAUGCGUCUCGAAUUAUCCUUCAGAGAUCAACUGAAGAAGAGAGCCUUCAUAUUAUCAAAUUUUGGCGAGAUUCUGAUAGCCAGUUGGAGCUAAAGAAUUUAAAUUAUUGGACAAAAAUGGUUAGGAAUUAGCAAAAAGGGUCUCAUUUUGCAAUUUCAUUGAUUGUCCGUUAAGGAACAUGUCUCUGGCUGUUAAAUAGCAUUGCAGAUAGUGGAGGAAGUUCAUCCGCUGGAUGUGGUGGUAUGGGGGUUUGUUGUCUUUAUUCAAUGGAUCAUCAGAAAAGCUGAUUCAUACUCAACUUUAUCAAGUACCGGAUUUGAUGCUUACAACUGUAGCUCGCUUCUAUACACUAUUAUUGAAUAAUUUGCUUCCAUAAUCUGCUCUGUUUGCAACAAGCUAGUGCACAUUAAUAUCUGGCAAUACUAAAGAAUCAGUUCAUGAAUAUGUUUGGGUGGAUAUUAUCUGGAUGACUGGCUGGUUUGCGUCUUAUUAAUUCACUAAUUUUCUUACUGCAUUUUGAUCCCGUUGUGCUGAAUUUGGAUAGCCUUAUAUCCAUGUAGAUGAAAAUUUCUAACCUGUUGCUUCA
This is a messenger RNA of Lycium barbarum (goji berry), 1514 nucleotides long. RefSeq lists its product as uncharacterized. Gene Ontology annotation, biological process: methylation. Gene Ontology annotation, molecular function: nucleic acid binding; protein methyltransferase activity; S-adenosylmethionine-dependent methyltransferase activity. The coding region runs from base 358 to 1059 and encodes 233 amino acids. Lineage: Eukaryota; Viridiplantae; Streptophyta; Magnoliopsida; Solanales; Solanaceae. Gene Ontology annotation, cellular component: eRF1 methyltransferase complex. The transcript has 4 exons. The record is from RefSeq and is a predicted model, not a curated record.